AACCACAGAAUGAGAAAAUGCUGCAAGGAGGAGCACUGGAUGGAGUCUACAGGCUGGCACAGUUUCACAUUCACUGGGGAUCCUGUGAGGGCCAGGGGUCUGAGCACACUGUGGAUGGUGUGAAGUAUGAUGCAGAGCUCCAUAUUGUUCACUGGAAUGUAAAAUAUGGUAAAUUUGCUGAAGCUGUGAAGCAUCCUGAUGGUUUGGCUGUGGUAGGCAUCUUCAUGAAGGUAGGAAAUGCCAAGCCUGAAAUACAGAAAGUUGUGGACGCUCUGAACUCCAUUCAAACCAAGGGGAAGCAAGCUUCCUUCACAAACUUUGACCCCACUGGACUGCUUCCUGCGUGCAGAGAUUAUUGGACAUACCCUGGCUCGCUGACCACUCCUCCACUGCUUGAAUGUGUGAUCUGGCACGUUCUGAAGGAGCCCAUCACCAUCAGCCCCGAGCAGAUGUGCAAAAUCCGUGGCCUUUGCUUCAGUGCUGAGAAUGAGCCCGUGUGCCAUAUGGUCGACAACUGGCGCCCAUGUCAGCCUCUGAAGAGCAGAGAAGUCAGAGCUUCCUUCCAGUAACCUCAGCGCUGAGUGUGUUAGAAAUCGCCGUGUUUGUGAGGAGCCCUUUUUGCUAAGCACAAAUCAAACCUUUGCCUUGUGUGCCCUGGCAACAUCUUGUCUCCCAGAUCCAUUCUUUCUUUUGCUCUGCGUCUAAAAUGCCAGCUAAGGAGAUGUGAAAGGCUCUUGGCCAAAUAGGAAAGGGUUCUUAAGGUGUGGGGUUGGGGGAAGCACGGGGUGGUGGUUGCUGUGUGCAUUUUGGUGACUAUUACUGCUACUGACACUUUGGUAUAACAGUGUAUUGGCUACUUGGGAGAGGAUAUGGUCAAAGCAAAAUAAGCCAUUUUAAGAAACCUCAUCAGCUGGUGUGAUAGUACACAUAACUAACGAUAACUUGAAGCUUUGUGAAAAGCACAGGAAUACAGAAUCUAGGUAUGAUUUAGGAAAAAAAAAGUAUUUUGAGAAAGUAAAGCAAAAUGACUAUUGAGAAUUAGACUUCUUAGAUUUUAAGAAACUGACAUGUAAAUAUUUUUGAGACUGAUUUACAUUUUUACCCAUGCUAUCAACAACCUUGAUUUUGUCUUAAUGGUAGUGUUGGAUUUUUUUAAUUAAAAAUGUCCGAAGUUAAGUAUUAUCUUUAAAAGUUGUUAUUACCGUAGAAAUAAUAGAAAAUAUCUUUUCAUUGAAAUAAUAUAUGCUCUAAUUUAAAGAGGAAAAUAAUAUUGUAUUUUAGAUAACUUCUCUAAUAAAUCUAUACUU
Molecule: messenger RNA, 1307 nt
Organism: Pterocles gutturalis (yellow-throated sandgrouse)
Lineage: Eukaryota; Metazoa; Chordata; Aves; Pterocliformes; Pteroclidae
Product: carbonic anhydrase 2
Exons: 6
Coding region: 18-569 (183 amino acids)
Cellular component (GO): cytoplasm
Molecular function (GO): carbonate dehydratase activity; zinc ion binding
Source: RefSeq, a predicted model, not a curated record